AUGGACAGAAGAAAGCGAUCCCGGGGGCGGCAGAAGAUCGCGAUCCAGCGGAUAUCGAAAUCCAGCGACUGCUUCGCGACGUUUUCGAAGAGGAGGUUGGGGCUGUUCAGCAAGGCGAGCGAGCUGGCGACCCUGUGUGGCGUUGACGUCGGCGUCGUCGUCUACUCCCCGACAGGGAGGCCUUCCUCCUUCUUUCACCCGACAAUGGAGUCUGUGCUGACUCGCGUGGGGUGGUGGGGUGGGGGAGGUGAUGACACGUCGCGGCUGCUGGAGGCGUGCGCAAGGAGCAGAGGGCGGCAGCUAGCCCGAAUGCUGGACGGGCUCGGCCGGGAGGUGCGGGCGGAGGAGGAGCGGGAGAAGCGGCUGGGGGAGGAAAGUGGGGGGCGGUGGUGGUGGGAGGAAGGGGGGGGAGGGAUUAGGGUUUGGCUGGAGGAAUUGAAGGCGAGGUUGGAGGAAGAGAUCAAUGUCAGAUCACGUGAUCGGAUGCUCCGCGUGCAUUAUCUUGACGACGACGACGAGGAAGAAGAAGCUUGA
Messenger RNA from Andrographis paniculata, 534 nucleotides. RefSeq names its product agamous-like MADS-box protein AGL61. The record is from RefSeq and is a predicted model, not a curated record. The transcript has a single exon. Gene Ontology annotation, molecular function: DNA-binding transcription factor activity, RNA polymerase II-specific; RNA polymerase II cis-regulatory region sequence-specific DNA binding; protein dimerization activity. Gene Ontology annotation, biological process: regulation of transcription by RNA polymerase II. NCBI's taxonomy places the organism in Eukaryota, Viridiplantae, Streptophyta, Magnoliopsida, Lamiales, Acanthaceae. Bases 1 to 534 code for a protein of 177 amino acids.